This is a messenger RNA of Vombatus ursinus (common wombat), 2673 nucleotides long. RefSeq names its product MAF bZIP transcription factor G (gene MAFG). The transcript has 3 exons. Gene Ontology annotation, molecular function: RNA polymerase II cis-regulatory region sequence-specific DNA binding; DNA-binding transcription factor activity, RNA polymerase II-specific. NCBI's taxonomy places the organism in Eukaryota, Metazoa, Chordata, Mammalia, Diprotodontia, Vombatidae. Gene Ontology annotation, cellular component: nucleus. The coding region runs from base 1025 to 1513 and encodes 162 amino acids. The record is from RefSeq and is a predicted model, not a curated record. Gene Ontology annotation, biological process: regulation of transcription by RNA polymerase II; regulation of epidermal cell differentiation.
UGGGCAUAGAGGCCUCUGCUGGGAGGUAGCCGAAGAUUGGCAAGUAGUGUGGCACAGUACAGAAGUUGACGUGCCCAAAUUUAUACUAUCUAUGGGACCCCAGGCAAAAGCACUUUUUAACUUCUCUGGACCUCAAGUUCCUCAUAGUAAGAACUAGAUGAUCUCUGAGGUCCCUGCCAGCUCUGAACCUUGGUCUUGUGAGGUCCACUUUCUGUACAAAGGCUAAUGGAGUCAGGGAUCAUCCUUACGCUAAACUCUGUCCAGAGCUUACUUCUUCAAAGGCUAUAGUAGAAAACUUUCAAUUUCCACUUCCCUGAAAACCAGGCAGAAUUUGGUCUGGGCCACUGACAUGGUUAUUUUGUGUUAAAAUAAAGGAUCUCAAAGGUGGGGCUUUCUUCCCACAUCCCUUCUCACCUUCAGGAGCCAGCCUUCAAUGGAGUAGGAGAGGUGUUUAAGGAAUGAUCUCAGGUGUGCAUUCCUUCAUUCACCUGUCAGGCAGGAUGCCUUUUGCUGACUGAUGUUCCAUUCCCUGACAUAUGGACCCAGGCUUAUGGACUCAGACUGUCUGGGUCCCUCGGGCCUUGCUGGCUGAUUGGGCUUUGGGAUUGCCAAAGUGGGUGAGGGAGAGCAAAGUGAUGUGCUGAGUCAGCGUGACUCGCUAAGAACAGCCACUCUCUGAUGCUGCCAAGUUAUUUUUAAAGCUCCUGGCUUCCUUCUAGGCUGGCCCCUCCCCGAUCUCUUUCCUCCUAAUCUCUACCUCCACUUCUCUUGUUUUCUCUUUGAUCUGUCUUCUCUCACUCCUUCUAUACCCAUCUAACCUUCCUGGCCCCAGCCCCGAUUCCCAAAGGGGAGGAGCAGAGGACCAGCACAACUUUAGAGGAACCAAACUGAGAUCUGCUGUGGUGUGGGGACUAUCUCAGGCUUAGGUGUUUUGGAAACUGGACUAGGAGUGAUAGUAAGGAAGUAGCCCCAGCCAGUUUGAAGAAUAGGAAACUGUGAGAGCAACUGUCGUGGCUCCCAGGUUAUGACGACCCCCAGUAAAGGAAAUAAGGCCUUGAAGGUGAAGAGGGAGCCAGGUGAGAAUGGCACCAGCCUGACAGAUGAGGAGCUGGUGACAAUGUCUGUACGAGAGCUGAACCAGCACCUUCGGGGCCUAUCAAAGGAGGAGAUCAUUCAGCUGAAGCAGCGUCGGCGCACACUUAAAAACCGAGGCUAUGCUGCUAGCUGUAGAGUGAAGAGGGUCACCCAGAAGGAAGAGCUGGAGAAACAAAAGGCAGAGCUGCAGCAGGAGGUGGAGAAGCUAGCCUCGGAGAAUGCCAGCAUGAAGCUGGAGCUGGACGCCCUCCGCUCCAAGUAUGAGGCACUACAGAACUUUGCGAGGACGGUGGCUCGAAGCCCCGUGACUCCAGCCCGGGGCCCCAUCACUGCCAGCAUGGGGCCCCUUGUCCCUGGCAAAGUGGCCGCCACCAGUGUCAUCACAAUAGUGAAGUCGAAAACGGACGCCCGGUCGUAGUGACACAUGUGUGUAUGCUUCCCCGGCGGCGGCGGGUAUAUGUGGGGUGGUUAGGCACAAGGCAAUUUCAACAGCCCUGUUCCCACCUCUCUUCCUUCUUCUCUUCUCCCACCUCUUCCCUGCAAAGCACAACCUCCCACCCCGGGGGUGCCGGGCUGAGCCCCCUUUGAUUUCAUCAUUAUCGUCAUGUGUCUUGUGCGUUGGGAUUGGUCGGUGCGGCGGUGACAUGGGGUGGCCCCCUUCCUUCCUCUGGGUACCAAGGCCAUGUGGACAUGGAGUCCCAAUGUGCCCCUGCUGGCAUAGAGAGAGUGUGCUAGGACGCCUUUGUCUCUGGGGAGGGGAGGUUCCGGUUUGAGAGGAUGGGACCUGUCCCUUCUUGAGCCCCAGGUUGCCUCCCAGACCUCAGAUUGCUGUCCUCACUACCUCUAGUGUCGGGAGCUAGGAUCCACCUUGGGAAUUGUUCUGUCUGGAGUGGUUUGUUAUAGACAAACCCAAGUUGAAUAGCUCAGCAUUGUGGGGACAGACAGACCUUGUUCUGAUGGGGAAAGUGCAGAAUGUCCUAGUGAGACUGGUAGAGUGAAGUGGUGCUUCCCUGGUUGGUGAGGGAGGUGAUGGGAGGUCCUGGGGGGAGGAUGGGGUGUCAUAUGGUGGCUGUGAGUCAAUAGCCACGGCUUUUGUGCCUGACACGUUGCACUGAACAAGACCAAAAUCACUAGUUGUGAGCGUAUUUGAAGGGUGUGUACAGUGUGUCUUAGCAAUGGGUCCUGUGUCACUGUUUACACAACCUAUUUGUGUGGUUAAAUGGUCCUUUAUUUAAAAGAGAAAAGUUCCUUUGAAGAAGCUAUUAAAUUAUAUAAGUUUAAAGACUAAAGAAGAAAAAGCUGCAGAGUAUUUAUAAAACUGUCUUUUUAAAAACACAGAAUAGGAGGAGUAUUUGACCAUAGAAAUGGAAAAGGUUAAAAAAAAAGGAUCCUAGAAACUUUGUUAAUUUAAAAAAAGAGAGAGGAACUUGGGGAAAAAAAUCCUUUGUUGUAAAUCCUUUCUUUGGACAAUUCUCUGUGGCUGUUGGAGUUUAGUUUUUAUAAACACAGAGUUAUCAGACAUUAUUUAUAAAACUUAGUUUAAAAAAAAAAGAAAAAAAAAAGCCUAACCACAAAACC